Molecule: messenger RNA, 2049 nt
Organism: Drosophila simulans
Lineage: Eukaryota; Metazoa; Arthropoda; Insecta; Diptera; Drosophilidae
Gene: phr6-4
Product: (6-4)DNA photolyase
Exons: 2
Coding region: 146-1768 (540 amino acids)
Biological process (GO): entrainment of circadian clock by photoperiod; circadian regulation of gene expression
Cellular component (GO): cytoplasm; nucleus
Molecular function (GO): DNA binding; FAD binding
Source: RefSeq, a predicted model, not a curated record
GAACACUAUACAAUUUCCUCGCAGCGCAGUGUAAGAAGGUUCAGAAAACGUGUUGGCAGGUUCGUUAGAACGCUCUUGGUUUUGAAUUAUAUUUUGUGCGAUAAAUCCGCAUAGAUACCGUUUGAAAUCGGGGACACGUGCCAAAAUGGAUGCACAAAGGUCCACGCUGGUCCACUGGUUCCGUAAAGGCCUCCGGGUGCACGACAACCCCGCAUUAUCGCACAUUUUUACCGCCGCUAACGCUGCUCCAGGAAAAUACUUUGUCCGUCCGAUUUUCAUCCUGGAUCCAGGAAUCCUCGAUUGGAUGCAAGUGGGCGCCAAUCGAUGGCGAUUCCUGCAGCAAACGCUGGAGGACUUGGAUAACCAGCUUCGGAAACUUGAUUCCCGUCUGUUUGUGGUGCGUGGGAAGCCCGCAGAGGUUUUCCCCCGUAUUUUUAAGAGUUGGCGCGUGGAAAUGCUGACUUUUGAGACAGAUAUCGAGCCGUACUCCCUGACCCGGGAUGCUGCCGUCCAGAAGUUGGCCAAGGCAGAGGGUGUAAAAGUGGAGACUCACUGCUCCCACACGAUUUAUAAUCCGGAAUUGGUAAUAGCGAAGAAUCUUGGUAAGGCUCCAAUUACCUAUCAAAAGUUCCUGGGCAUUGUGGACCAACUGAAGGUACCCAAGGUUCUAGGGGUUCCUGAAAAGCUUAAAAAGAUGCAUACACCACCAAAAGAUGAAGUGGAACAGAAGGAUUCGGCGGCCUAUGAUUGUCCUACGAUGGAGCAAUUAGUGAAGCGACCGGAGGAACUAGGACCUAAUAAGUUUCCGGGAGGUGAAACGGAGGCACUGCGCCGCAUGGAGGAAUCCCUAAAGGAUGAAAUUUGGGUUGCCCGCUUUGAGAAGCCCAACACGGCGCCCAACUCGCUGGAGCCUAGCACAACCGUACUGAGUCCUUACCUCAAAUUUGGAUGUCUUAGUGCCCGACUGUUCAACCAAAAGCUCAAGGAAAUUAUCAAGCGCCAGCCGAAGCACUCGCAGCCGCCCGUUUCACUCAUUGGACAACUCAUGUGGAGGGAAUUUUACUACACGGUGGCGGCUGCGGAACCCAACUUUGAUCGAAUGUUGGGCAAUGUAUACUGCAUGCAGAUUCCGUGGCAGGAGCAUCCUGAUCACUUGGAGGCCUGGACUCACGGACGCACCGGAUAUCCUUUCAUCGACGCCAUCAUGCGUCAACUGCGGCAGGAGGGUUGGAUCCAUCAUCUGGCCCGGCAUGCGGUGGCAUGUUUCCUAACGCGCGGAGACCUCUGGAUCAGCUGGGAGGAGGGACAGCGGGUGUUCGAGCAGCUGCUGCUGGAUCAGGACUGGGCACUAAACGCUGGCAACUGGAUGUGGCUAUCUGCGUCCGCCUUCUUUCACCAGUACUUUCGCGUCUACAGUCCGGUGGCGUUUGGCAAGAAAACGGACCCCCAAGGGCACUAUAUCAGGAAGUAUGUGCCGGAACUCUCAAAAUAUCCAGCUGGCUGUAUUUAUGAGCCCUGGAAGGCGUCGCUGGCGGAUCAGCGGGCAUACGGCUGCGUCCUCGGCACGGAUUAUCCCCACCGGAUUGUUAAACACGAAGUGGUGCACAAGGAGAACAUUAAGAGAAUGGGCGCCGCCUACAAAGUAAAUCGGGAGGUGCGCACGGGCAAGGAGGAGGAGUCGUCUUUCGAGGAGAAAUCAGAAUCCUCCACUUCAGGCAAGCGGAAGGUGCGAAGGGCAGCCGGAAGUGCCCCUAAGCGAAAACGUUAAAACCUAUAAUAUGUUCGCUACCUUAUGUAAGAGGUAGUUAGAUCUGCGGAGUGAGUUCAUAUGAAUUUAAGAUGGAACAAUUGUUUGAUGUACUAUUUUAGGUAUAAGUCUAUUAACUUCUUGAUUGUUACCUUAACAAAUUUUAGGUAUAUAUCGAGUAUAUAGUAUUUGUUAUGCAUUGGAAUACUCAAGUUGUCAAUAGGUAUAGGAGAGUGACUAAAGAAUAUGUUUAGGCGCUUGUGUACUUGACAUAAAAUGCACCAAUAAAGGUAUUAAUACGA